This is a messenger RNA of Penicillium brasilianum, 2145 nucleotides long. The record is from the annotation of a GenBank genome assembly. Lineage: Eukaryota; Fungi; Ascomycota; Eurotiomycetes; Eurotiales; Aspergillaceae.
CGCCUCAAGACCGGGCCAUCUCAUUAGUUCCUCCGCGUGACCAGCUUUAUUACUGAUGUAUUUCAGGAAUGGUUGGCUACCAGGACAUCCCGCCGCGGAUGCUUCCACCAUUAACCCUUCCUACCACGUAUCUCUCCUGCGAGAAGGCUGCGCUAUGUCGAGCCUACCAACAACACACACAUUCCACCAGCUACCACCUCUCUCGAGGCACCAGCAUCCAGCCACUACCUUUCCCGGCCCAGAACAUGUCUCCGGCGCUCCAGUUGCUCUCCGGUCGCUCGUCAAUCUCUCAGACAGCUUGCCUGCAAUUGAACUCCCGGCGAUCGGGCACUCCCAAGCCCUGGACAAUAAAACCCCGCUCGUUUCUCAGGGUAACCGAUCCAAUCGGAAGAAGGAGCGGCCCACGCCCAAGGGGCCAAGGGGCCGCUUUGGUUGCCGGACGUGUCGCCAGAGACAUAUCAAGUGCGACGAGACCCGCUCCGUGUGCGACAACUGCACCAAGGCCAAGCGCAAUUGUCUCUGGAACCACGAAAUCCGUCUCAUUCACGAUCUUCGCUCCUCAUCCAGCUCGGUCGCCCAUCCCAGGACGGCGUCCUUGGCCAGCCGCGCCUCCGCCGAAGACAGCCAGCCUGCAGGCAACGUCUCCGAGGAUCGCCGAUGGCGCUUGAGGUUGAACAUCCCCCUCAUCCCAGAAGACGUGUUGCGGGAUGCACCUCGAGAUGGCUCCGGAACUUACGUCGCAAACCUGUCGCAUUGCGAAUGGAUUCCGGACCAGAUCUUGAAGUUUCCGCUCGAGGCGUGCUUCUUCCGCUUCUACAUCGAACACGCUGGUUCGUGGCUUGACAUCACAUCGUCCUCUCAGCAUUUCGCCCGAACUGUUCCGCACUUGGCCGUCUCCAAUCCCGUUCUCCUGUUUGCCUGCCUCUCCUACUCGGCCAGAUCGCUGGUGCCCAACAGCACGUUGAGCGAGCAAUACAUGAGCGCCUGCAUCAAUCUCCUGAUCCCGCUGCUCUCAGACGAGGUUUUUGUGAGCACCGAUGAGACGCUCCUCGCUACUCUGGUCAUUCUGAGGCACGUCGAGCAGUACGCCGAAGCCCCGGAUGACAAAGGCGCUCACCUGUCCGGCGCCUUUAGCCUGAUCGCGUCUCAGCGCUUCUUGCCUCGCCACAAUUCGCUGCCAGGUGCAGCGCUGUGGAUAUAUAUGAGGCAAGACAUUCGCCAGGCACUACUCAAUAGAGCUCCUCCGAAGCUUAAGCCAGGCCACGGCGUUCGGGUGGAGAACUUCGACGACGCUGUCGGCGAGAGUAGUUGGGCUGAUCGAGCAUGCUACCUCGCCGCCCUGGCAUGUACCUUUGCCUGGGGCAGUGCGGAUGAGGAGAUCGAUCCCAAAUAUCUGAACCAUCUGCUGCAGUCGUGGGAGACAAACCUACCGAAAGAAUAUAUGCCAUAUCAUGUAUCAGGAGACUCAAUUCAGUAUUUGGCUAGGUGGCAUGGGGUCGCGUGGCAAUUCUAUCAUCUAGCGCGCAUACUCAUGAAGAUACAUAAUACGGAACGGCCAAAAGAUAUGGACUUGUUUCUGUUCAAUGAGCAGAUUGAGGCUGAGAUAACUGGACAUGCCCGCAUUAUUUGCAACAUUGCGUACUCAAGCAAUGAUAUAGGGUGCCUUUUUAACUCCUCGGCCAUACUAGGGUUUGUCGGCAGCUAUUUACGGAACGAGCGUGACCAGAGUCAACUCAUUGACUUGAUGAUCAGCAUCACUCGAGAAACUAAUUGGCCAACGCAAACCGACCAGGAGAGACUACUGAAUAUUUGGCGAACAAGGGAUAAUCGACAAUGAAAGUGCCUUCCUUACAGUCUGUUGAUGAUUGGUUGCGUUAGCUGGAUAUGGCUACACUGUCGCCAGGAAAGGCAUCACGACGGGAUUGUGGAAGCAGGUCUCCCGCGAAGUAUAGAUGAACCAAAUUUUGCAGAGAGCUCAAUGUUUUACUUGCCAAUCUUCCUCGGCACAAUAAGUUAGGAGGAAUUCUUUCCUUUAUGAUGCUGGAGAGAUUCGCCUCAUAUUAAUUAUAGGCUACCGGGGGAGGGGACACAGCAACGAUGUCGCUGAUCUUCUGGCUUCGCUGGGAGAUUUAGGCAUUAAGGAAG